UCAGUUUGCGGGUGUGGUUUAGAGCACAGAGCUCUUUAAAAGGAGCUGCAGCAAAUGACCUGAACUUUGUCUUCACUUCAGCUGCAGCAUCUACUCUGUGCUUUUUAAGACAAACAUGGACAGCAACUUUUACAACCCAAAUAUGCCUGGCAGCUUUUACAACCCAAACAUGAAGGGCAACUUUGGAUGUGACAGGACAAAUAAGGAGGAGCUGAGGAUAGUGAUGGUUGGGAAGACUGGAAUUGGGAAGAGUGCCACUGGAAACACCAUUCUGGGACGACAAUGCUUUGAAUCAAAGUUCAGUGCAAAAUCUAUGACUGUAGACUGUGAUAAGGGCAAAGCUGUGGUGGAUGGGCAAAAGGUUGCUGUUAUCGACACCCCAGGCCUGUUCGACACCAGAUUUGGCAUGGACAAAACGGCUCAAGAUAUAUGCCAGUGCAUCUCUUAUGCUUCUCCUGGACCCCAUAUAUUCCUGGUUGUCAUCAGGCUGGGCAGAUACACUGAAGAGGAAAAGCAGACGGUGCAAAAGAUUCAAGAAAUCUUUGGCCAGGCAGCAGAUAGAUAUAGCAUGGUUCUCUUCACUGGUGGUGACCUUCUUCAAGGCACCACUAUUGAGGCAUUCUUGGAAGAUUGUUCAGAUCUGCAGGAACUCAUGGGCAGAUGUAACGGCCAGUACCAUGUCUUCAAUAAUAAUGCAAAGGAUCACACUCAGGUCACUGAGCUGCUCCAGAAGAUCAGAUGUAUAGUCCAGAAGAACGGAGGAAGCCACUACACCAAUGAGAUGUUCCAAGAGGCAGAGAGGGCAAUCGAAGAGGAGAAACAACGCAUCCUGAAAGAGAAAGAGGAACAGAUACAAAAAGAGAGGGAGGAACUGGAGAGGAAACUUCAGGAAAAAUAUGAAAAAGAGAUAAAUAAAAUCCAGAACCAACUCCAGGCUGAGAGAGAGAGGGAGAGGAAAGACAGAGAGGAAGAGAGGAGAAGGGAGAAGCAGGAGAUGAAUGAAGAGAGAAAACGGGACAGAGAGGAGAGAGAAGCAGAGAGAAAGAAAGAGAGAGAGGAGAAAGAAAGGGAGAUGACAAAAGUGAUGAAUAAAUUGGAAAAACAGCAUAAGAAAGAGCUGAAAGAGGAAAGAGACAAAUUGCAGACCAGGUAUGAAGAUGAGGCCAGAGAUGAAGCUGAGGAGUUUAAUCCCUUAUAUCCUCUGGUACAAGCUGGUGAACUAGCUGUUAAAGCUGGCAAACAAAUUGUUGGAGGAAUUAAACAACUGGGGAGGUCAAUCGGGAAAUUGUUCAAAUUCUGAGUGGUCCUAAAUUACAGCAGUUUACCCACAGGAGACCCAAGAAGAUUCUACACACAAAGAAGAAAUGAUCAAAUAUAUACAUGAAAAUGUCUUUUAUCUACAGGAUUAUCUUCACUUCUAUUAUCUUUUUUUCCAUUAGUCUCACAUUGCUGUCUUGUAGUGGUUUUGCAUGAUUUCUUGAAUAUAGCAUAAGGGGGUAUUUAGAGUGUCUGUUAACUGAGGCAUAUCAUUAAUACUUUUGGGAUCAUAACUCAAUUAAAUGACCCUUACUAUAUUAAGUUUUCCACUGCUGUUUGUUUUCUGCAGACUUAUCAUUUAGCCUCGCUUUUGUUAUUUGAUUUUGUGUUCUUGUCAUCAAAGAAUUAUUUUCACGGCUUAUGUUGAUGUUACCUUUCAAGAACAAAUGUGUAUUUGUGUGCUGAACUGAAAUGGAAAUAAAUAGGUGAUAUUACCACUAAACCUUUGUGAAAAUAAUAAUAAACUGUCCAAUCAAGAAUUCAAA
Messenger RNA from Scatophagus argus, 1802 nucleotides. Its product is annotated as GTPase IMAP family member 4-like. The transcript has 2 exons. Gene Ontology annotation, molecular function: GTP binding. The record is from RefSeq and is a predicted model, not a curated record. Bases 116 to 1300 code for a protein of 394 amino acids. NCBI's taxonomy places the organism in Eukaryota, Metazoa, Chordata, Actinopteri, Scatophagidae.